UGCGGAAGUACUUGCAAGAAGAAUGCCAAAACAAUCCGGUGGACUCCACGCUGCACAGAAUCUGAAGCCUUGUUAAACAGAGGAAAUGUCGAUUUUCCCACGAAUUUCCCUGAAGCCUGAAGUGACUGAAUAUCUUAAGAGUGUCUUCUUAAACAAGGAGGUUUUAACGGCGGUGGGUCAUCAGGAGGCAGAGCAUCGUUUCCACAAGCUGCUCUCAUGUCUGUCUCACCCACCUUCAUACACCUGCGUACGAGCCAGCACCCAUCUCGCCCCCCUUGAGGAGAUCAGGCAGCAGCUGGCAGAAGAGCUGAGGAAGCAGCUGAUGUGCAGCUCGUCAGCAGAGGAAGUCUCUGUGCAGAUUCUGCCACACCCACGAAUUGCAGAUGUGCUGAUCCUUCCCGUUGAAGGUCCGAGACCUGUGAAGCAGCUCGGCUCAGAGGUGGUGGUGGGCGCUCAGUGUGGCGGCGCCGUACUGAGAGGCGCUCACGUCUUCGCCCCGGGGAUUCUCGGCAGCCCCAAAUACAUGAAGGCGGGGGAUUUGGUGUCCGUCUUCUCUGACCUGGAGGGCAAGUGCACCCGAGGAGCCACCAGCUUCCGGGGGAAGAAGGUAUUUGUGGGUAAUGGAGUAGCGGAAAUGGACCGCUCCACUAUCUUCUGCACAGAUGAGCCUGCCAGAGGUAUCGGUAUCCGAAUGGUGGAGCCGCUUUACAGAAGUCCGUCCUUUGAUGGUGUUUUACCUAGCCUAGCGUUCCUGCAGAACCUCCCGUCUGUGGUUGUGGGACACGUGCUCGGGCCUCGCCCUGGGGAGCGCAUCCUGGAUAUGUGCGCUGCGCCUGGAGGGAAGACCUGCCACAUUGCUGCGCUCAUGGGAGAUCAGGGAGAGGUCGUAGCCUUGGACAGGAUCCGGAAUAAGAUCGACCGCAUUCGUCAAAAUGCACAAAUGUUGCAUUUGCAAAGCGUGAAGGCGCACUGCUUUAACAGCACUCUGGCUGUGAGCAGUGACCCAGCACAGGAAACUGAAGGACCUCCGUUCCCUCCGGAGAGUUUCGACCGGGUUCUGCUCGAUGCUCCCUGCAGCGGCCUCGGACAGAGACCCAACAUGGGCAGCACCUGGAGCCUCAAAGAGAUCUGCUCCUACCAGCCACUGCAGCGCAAGUUAUUUCAUGCUGCGGUGCGGCUGCUGAAGAAAGGUGGUGUUUUGGUGUACAGCACCUGCACAGUGACUCUAGCAGAGAAUGAGGAGCAGGUAGCUUGGGCCCUUGACACCUUCCCCUGCCUCUCACUUGUGCCACAGGAGCCCCACAUCGGUGCUGAAGGCAUGCCUGGAGCCGGCCUUCCACCUGAGCAGCUGCGCCUCCUCCAGAGAUUCAGUCCCGAGCUGAGCUGGGAGCAGACGGAAACUACAGCCCCGCUCCCCUGCAGAGCCGACAGCGACACUAUCGGCUUCUUUAUCGCUAAGUUCCUGAAAAACUAACCCGAGGGCUCGCGCUCUCGCACGGGGCUCAUAUGAGACAGCAAAACGGGAACAAUAGUGUUUAUAUUACGACACUCUGUGUGCUUUGACGGGCCAGUGUUGACAAAGAGCUCCCUGCGCUGUUUACAGCAUCUGCCUCUUAACAGCUGCUCUCUAAAACCGUGGGCCAUAUAGGGAUAAGCUUUAUAAACACCAGGGGAGGGUUGGAUGGAAGAGGGUGGUGGUUGGGGGGCACGUGGCGACGGAGUCUGGAUGAGUAACGGCAAAUGCAGCAGAAGCAGCACUGCGGUUGCUAUAACAACAGUGACGACACAGCUGCCAUGGUGACGGAUUCGCUGGAGAAUGGAUCAGGAAGUAGGUGUAGAAAGAGGCCAUGAGAGGAAUUAACAAUUUAGUGUCUUUGCAGCGCUGGAGACGACUGGGACAUUUAAUUAGGACUUCUGGAGCCUGCAGGAAAGAGGAGACGCUUGUGUUUGGCUCAGUCUCUGCAUUCAUCAGAAGGAAAUGUUGCUCAGUUUUUCAGAAUAAGAGCACAUUUAAAGGGAGGCUGUUUCUGUUUUUGGAAGUGGUUAAGAGUAAAGAUGUGAGAGGAAAAAGAGAUGUUAUUAAAAUGAUGACUUCCAGGAUAUUUAGACCUUUUUUAAAUUUGUUUUUUACUAAUAAAAUAAGAGUUAAUUUAGAUAAUUCCUUAAAAACAAGAUGCCAAAAUAGUCCAGAGGUUUUUUCAUGAUGGUAGGGUUUACUCCUAGAAGACCUUUGCAUAUGAUCUCAAACCAUUUGUCAAUUGUUGUCUAAAUUCCUUUUAACUAAUUGUAUUUAGCAGAGAUUAAAAAGAAUUUUAGCUAAUUUUUUUUCCUUUUUCUCUUUUGUUAUUUAUUCCUUUUUAUGCAAGCAAAACACAAAUCGUCUUAUAUUUGAACAUUUAGUCAACACAUCCCAGACAAACGUCACGCACUGACAUUCAAAAAAAUACCGCCACCUCUCAUUUCUUUAUAUUUUGCUAGAAAAACAGGCGCAUAGAAUAUUACUAUACAGGACAAAAAACUGCUAAAGAGCUUGAUAGUCAGUAUUUGUUAGGACCAUUCUUCAACACAGUCUGAGUUUUCUUAGGCAAGCUUUCCU
Messenger RNA from Pundamilia nyererei, 2596 nucleotides. RefSeq names its product NOP2/Sun RNA methyltransferase 6 (gene nsun6). Lineage: Eukaryota; Metazoa; Chordata; Actinopteri; Cichliformes; Cichlidae. The record is from RefSeq and is a predicted model, not a curated record. Gene Ontology annotation, molecular function: RNA methyltransferase activity; RNA binding. Bases 86 to 1474 code for a protein of 462 amino acids. Gene Ontology annotation, biological process: RNA methylation. The transcript has 12 exons.